This is a messenger RNA of Formica exsecta, 6392 nucleotides long. RefSeq names its product ubiquitin-protein ligase E3B. The transcript has 16 exons. Bases 140 to 3379 code for a protein of 1079 amino acids. Gene Ontology annotation, molecular function: protein binding; ubiquitin protein ligase activity. Gene Ontology annotation, biological process: ubiquitin-dependent protein catabolic process; protein polyubiquitination. The record is from RefSeq and is a predicted model, not a curated record. Lineage: Eukaryota; Metazoa; Arthropoda; Insecta; Hymenoptera; Formicidae.
GUCAGCUGACGAGGAUGCCUCGAAGAUGUCUACUAGUUAGCAGCGAACGAGGACGACGACGACGACGACGAGGAGAAACGUAGGUGUCCGGAGGGUUGUUCGGGCCCUACGGGGGUAAGAGACGAUCACAGAUUCAAGGAUGUUCUGUGCGGAGGGUAGCUCGUCGUCGAAGGGCAGUUUCCUGCAGCAAAAGAAGGCCGCGCGCGAGGAUCGAGCUCACGAGAAGCGCAGGGAGGCCGCGGCCACCCUGAUCCAGGCCCAUAUUCGGGGUUGGCUGGCACGCGUCCGGUUCACCAAACGGAUUCUAGAAGAAUUUGAUAAUGAUUUUCUCGAUGACACCGGUACCGACAGCACAACAAUUGAGUUAAUACCUGCUCUUGAGGUGUACAGAAUUAUUUCUAGAUUUUUGCUAAUUUAUAAGAAAGAAAGGGAUCAAGAGAGAAUAGAAAGAGUAUGUAGAUACCUCGUGUUGACGCUUGAUUCCGAAUCUCCAAAGAUAUCCUAUGUCGGAGUGGCGUUCAACAAAGAUCACUACAUAUCAUGGAUAUCACAAAUGAAGACAGUUCUAUACCACUGCCUAUCUGGCUUGGACAGUCUGAAGCCAGAGAGAGUAUCAGACCACAAAUCUAUAUUGCUGCGACUGCAUACUCUGGUGAGUUUUACAUCACCAGGAACGUGGGCCAUACAGAAGGUGAAGGGCAUGGACCAGUUGAAGACAGGCAUGAGUCAGCUGUGUGCAAACAUAAUGGGACAUUUAGUUAAUAAUGGAUUUUAUGGUAUUAUGCAGGCUUUGUUAAUGAAGGGAUUGGGUAGAGCAAAAAUCGCUCUGAAACCAGUUACACUUUCAGCAGCGGUCACCUUGACACUAAGACCACUGAUCUCUUCGCAAAUGUCUGACAAACUGGUGUCCUUGUUUCUAAUUAACAUCUUUAGCGUGCCAGCUCUGGUCUAUCACUUGAAUAUUUUAUCACCAGAGUGCAUUUCAUCGUUCAUAACGAACAAUCUGUUUGGAAGAAGUUUAGAGUUGUUAAAUUCCGAACAGAAUUUAAGGAUCGUUUUUAACGCUCUGGAAGGCAGUUAUGCGCUUUGUUUGCUUGCUAAUUUGAUACAGUUGGCCAACAUUGAAAGAGAAGAGGUACUGAGAGAAAUCUGUUUUCCUUCUUUUACGUUUGUUGUGACAAGGAUGCUGGAAGCGUGUCAACAAUAUGUAGUUGCAAAACGAAGUAAUUUGACACACUGGCAUCCUGUAUUAGGUUGGUUCGCACAAACAAUCGACACUUCGUUACAGGAUGCGACCCCUUCGGUAAAAUUACAACUUGCUUGUCUCUGGACUGGCAGGAUCGUUACACAUUUAAUCGAGCAGCCACUAACCGAAUUUGUCGAGAAAGAGGUACCACCUCCGGUAGAGCAGCAAAGUACCUCUUCCUUGGGCGCCAAUAUCUUUCGGCGUGCUUUCCUGGAGGCUCGCACUAACAGAAACAACAGCACUAAAAAUUAUAGGAAACUAGGCAGUCCGGACGCCACCAAGAUAGCCUUGAUCUGUUCACUGUACCAAACUGCACUGCAUACACUCACGCAAAUGAAAAUCGAAAUACUGACCGGUCUCUGCUAUCAAGGCAAAAUUCUCUACCAUAUGUGGUUAUUUCUGACCACACUGGGACCGCACUGUGGAUUGAAGGCAUUUCUAGACCUCUUGGCUGCCAACACUAAGUGCACGGCGCCCGAAUUCCAGAUGUUGAUAUUGUUCGCCGACUGUAUGACGCAUUACGUUACCAUUCUCGAUGACAUGGAGAUGUAUGAGCAGCAAGAUCCCUUCAAACUCACGGACUUCAUCACCAUGUCAUACUUCUUAAAUCAAUUCUUGUAUAAAGCAGUUCUCUCUAAUUUAUUCGACUUCAAAAUUUUGGAUGUUAUAGAUGUGAAAUCGGUGUCUAGCAAUCCCCUGUUCAUCUCGCUUUACAUUCUCUUAAUGGCGAUCUAUCGACGCGAUUGUCGCAGAACGUUCUGCCCGGAAGGUCACUGGUUGGCCAAGGAAGUACGAGUGUCCGGUUUCUUGGCUGAUUUGGAGAAGGGUCGACGCGGCGCGGCACUUUUACUCUCAAAAAUGCCCCACGUCAUCCCCCAUUCCGAGCGAGUUGUAUUAUUUCGCAAGCACAUAGCCGAUGAGAAAGCGGUGAUGGGUUUGACCGAGAGUGCUUGUAAUAGUCCGCCGACUACGCUCAUUGUUGUACACAGAACACGUAUAGUAGAGGAUGGAUACAGACAAUUGGCCAUGUUGCCAUCACAAGCGUUGAAAGGCGUGAUUAGGGUACGUUUCGUGAACGAGCAAGGUUUGGCCGAAGCCGGCAUUGAUCAGGACGGAGUCUUCAAGGAGUUCCUGGAAGAGACAAUAAAGCGAGUAUUUGAUCCGUCCUUGAAUUUGUUCAGAGCUACCAGCGAGAACCGGCUCUACCCAUCUCCUACGUCUUUCAUGCAGGAUAAUCACUUGCAACUCUUCGAAUUCGUCGGGCGGAUGCUUGGUAAAGCAGUGUACGAGGGCAUCGUCGUAGAUGUGCCUUUUGCGUCAUUCUUUGUCUCGCAAUUUUCCGGGCAAACGGGCGGCGCGUUGUACAGCUGGCUUGACGAGCUCGCCUCGCUGGAUCGCGAUCUCUACCGCAGUCUGACCUUGGUGAAACAUUACAAGGGCGAUAUCCGGCAGCUGGAAUUGACGUUCUCGCUCGAUGAGGACGUGCUCGGCAAACUGGUCACGCACGAGUUGAUACCUGGCGGACGCACCACCGCUGUAACCAAUCAGAACAAGAUUCAGUACAUCCAUCACAUGGCGCACUACAGAAUGUAUCAUCAGAUCAAGGAGCAAACGACCGCCUUCAUCAAAGGAUUCCGCUCGAUCAUUAAUCCCGAGUGGCUGUCGUUGUUCUCGACGCCCGAGUUACAGAGAUUGAUUUCGGGCGAUAAUGUUCCUUUGGAUUUGCGAGAUUUACGAAGGCAUACGCAGUACUACGGCGGAUUUCACGACAGUCACAGAGUUGUAUGCUGGCUGUGGGACAUCUUGGAAAAGGAUUUUACGGAAGAAGAAAGAGGCUUAUUUUUAAAGUUCGUGACAAGUUGCUCAAAGUCGCCUUUGCUGGGUUUCGCUCAUUUAGAGCCGCCUUUCUCCAUACGAUGCGUGGAAGUCUGCGAUGAUGAGGAUACCGGCGACACAAUUGGCAGCGUGAUCAGAGGUUUCUUCACAAUUCGCAAAAAGGAUCCACAGAACCGACUGCCCACCUCAUCCACAUGUUUUAAUCUGCUUAAACUGCCAAAUUAUCAAAAGAAGAGCACUUUGCGAGAGAAGUUGCGCUACGCCGUCACCAGCAACACCGGUUUCGAACUCUCUUAAGUCCUACUAGUUGCGGCAACUUUACCUUUGAGAUGUGGAAAAGAGACGAACGAAUUUAUCGAAAUAUCGUGCGUAUUUUUGAAACGAGAUGAAUUUUUAGUUGACGAUUGGAUACACGUGAGAUUCCACAAGGUUUGAAAAGUUAGCUGAUAUGACUGAUACCUCAAAAAAGCCGAUUCUGUAUAAAGUGACAUCGAGUGGUGCCUAAACUGCUCCCUUAUCCCCAUUUGAAGCAUAAUUUACAGACCGAUUAAACGCAUUGUCGAUUUAAACAUUGCUUUUCAGAUGACGCUAAUUUUAAGAAAAACGUCACUCAAAAACGUCACGAUCCAAAGAUGAUAUUGCGUUAUUCGGAUGGGAUAUCGUGAACGUGAGAAAAUGUACAAUAUAAGAAUACAUAAUAAUGAGAGAUAAUUGUUAGGCGUAUACAUAUAUAUUUAAAUGAAUUCUUGGUGAGAGCUAAGUAUUUUAGGGUGAAAUCUACAUUCACGAUGUUCGUUUUCGCGAUACAUAUACAUAGGCACACAUUACCGAUGCGAAAUACACCGUACCUCAUGAGCUUAAUUAUCGCUGAGAUAAUCGUGCGCUUGUUAAUGGAUAGAAUCGUUGAUCACUAUUACAUUAAGAUCAGGAGUGACGGACAUUUAAAUUAUAUAGAUUCCACACAAAUACACAUUUAUCAUGAAUUGUUCCACUGAUUAGUGGGCAUUUAACUAAAAAUCAAAAAUUGAAUCAGUAAGUAAAAAAAGAGCUUAUCUAUACACAGUUGUGAUCUCGAAAAUGUGUGAUAUUUUAUAAAAUUAUAAAGUACAUAUUAAAUUAUUACUCAAUCAUUUAUUAUCACUUUUCAAUUUUAAUAAACUUCGAGAUUUAUAGAGGCACUAAAAAAAAAAGAAAGAAAAAAGAAAAAAAAAGAAAAAAAAAUAGUUUUAUCUAAAUAUAUGAGUUCUCAAUCGCGAGCGUGAGCACGUUUUCGAGUGAGAACGUUUCUUUUUUUAUAUCUACAAAAGUUUCAAAAAACUUGUCUCUUCUGCUUAUUGAUCCAAUUGAACAUAUAUAUUUCGAUGCUCAUUUUCGGAAAGGUUCGCCACUCCUGCAUUAAUAAAGGAACUUUCCCUAAGCUAGGGGAUGCUGUCCUGUCGACGAAUCAACGUGUGUGCGAAACGAGUGUCCGUGAGCAAUCAAAAACAGCAACUUGCAAGUUUCUACAAACUUUCCAAUACGGAGAAAGAAAAAAUAAGCCGAGCAGAGGAGAUCGCCAUCUAUUUUAAAAGCUAUUUUCUCAAGAUUUUUGUACAGACUAUUUGGCGCGGCGUGCCAUCGAAUCACAAUUUAGCAAGUGCAAUUCCCACGGGCGCUCGCGAAUAAAAAAUUCCGGAGUUUUUAUUCCGAUCGAAGGAGAUUAUGACAGGAAUCUCAUCGUACUUUGCGCGGAAUAGAAAUUGAUAAGAGAACAAAAGGAUUUUUCGAACAUUGUUAAGAGAUCAGAGAGAAAAAAAGAAAUAUGUUUUUUAAAUUUUGAAAUAAUACAUAUUUUUUCUUUUAUUUAUCUUUUAACAAUUUUAUCAUCUUAAUAAAUAAAUGAGAAAUAAUUUUAAUAAAAAAAAAACUAAACGUUAGAAUUUAGUUUAAAACAGCCGAAUUGUAAAUUUAAAGAAUAAAAUUUAUAACUUCAUAAAAAAUGUAUACAUUUACGAUUUGAAACUUCAUUCCUUUAUUACAUUUUUAUAUGUUUACUGAGACAAUUGUUAUCUAUGAGAAAUUCCAAUGACAAGCUCAAUUAUUUAAACAUUUUUAUCUUGUUCAAUUACAAUUUAAAAUAACUUGACACAUUCGAGACUUUCAUCAUAAACGCGUGCGAGAUAUUCGCUGGUGUUUAUAAAUAUCAAGAAAAAAAGAAGAGGGCACAAAAGAACUACGGUAUCCUGCGUGAACAAAGCAUGAAAAACAAAUCUAAUAAUGUAACGUUGUUAUUUUGUCGUGUCUUUCGGAAAAGAGAGACAAGCGUUCUUCAAAUAGAUUAAUAGAUGAUAAUGCGAGAGGCAGUGGCGGAGGAAUUCAAUGACAGACCAAAGAUAAAGGCGACGUUUCGAAAUGUAAUCUUUGCAUAUUUUCCUACGUGAUUCCGCGCGUGUUAUAAGCCCGCGAAUCUGCGCUCACACAAUUGAGACACAAAGAACAUACGUUAUUGAAUAAAUUUUGAAUAAUUACUUUUCGAAAAUUAAAUUGUGUGAAAUUUAAUUUUGACUGAUAAUGUAAAGAUUAUUUCAUUGUAAUAGAUACUAUAAUAUCACUGAUUUUGAUCGAAUGUGCAAUAUAUAAUAAUAUUGUAAUUUUAUUCUGUUAUAUUUAUAUAAUAUUUAUUGCUUUCGAAGGAAUAUAUACACAUAUAUAUAUACACAAAUUAAUUAGGCCUUAUUAUAUGUUUAUGUAAUAUUUAUAUAUCCAUAUAUGCAGUGUAUCUCUCAUUGGUAUAAUACUAAUGUUUAUUAUAUUCAGUCCUAGAAAUUUUGUAUGGGCACAGAAUUGGCGGUUGCGUAUAUUUAUUAAACCAGAGCAGCAAAUACUCCGGUUCAUAGAUAUACUCGUUCAUAGGAACAAUAAAGUUAAGAAACGGCUAUUAAUGUGUAAGUAUAGAAGCGUAAGAUUGACGUAUAUCGAAUGGGAAACUUGCGAUUGUAAGACGAAUUUAUAUCCGUCUCGCAGUAAUACGUUUAUGAAGUUUAAUUCUUCGUUUAAAAAAGGGAAGCGAUAUGACGGUAGCUGUGAGGCGAGUUUCUCUUACAAAUGCAAAGCGAACGAAGACGAAGGCAUUGUAUAAAUCGCUUGCUUCGAUUAUACAACGGCCGUUGCAUACGUUCGUUUAUAAUCAAUGGUAAAUUAUUAAGAUUCUAUAUAAGAAGAUAAAGAUGAUGUUGUAUAAGAACGAAAGAAAGAGAGAGAGAGAUCCGCUAAUUUCGUACGAUGAAGAUUGGCAACAAUCGUAAAAAUAUAUACACACGUCGCAAAAGUU